CCAGAACCCUAUGGCGCUGCGCUGGGGCGCUCCUCUCCCGCUGCUCCGAGGAGCCUGCCGCCCUGAGCCCGGGGGACGCACUCGAUCCGGUCAACGAAGUGCUCGGGAGCCAGAAAUAAGAGGAAGAAACUGAGCAAGCUGAAAAGCAACCAUGGCGUCAGACGCUAGUCACAUGUUGGAGGCUGCCCUCGAGCAGAUGGAUGGGAUUAUUGCAGGCACCAAAUCAGCCGUGGAACACAGCAAUGGUGUCUAUGAUGUUGGGCUGCCCACCCAAUCCCCAUACAUGAACGUGUUCCCCGUACUUCAUCUCGUCGAGGACCUGAAGCUGUCACUGGAGAUGCUGGGGGAUCCUCAGGAAAGAGAAGCCCUCCGGGAUCAGAUCCCAGAGCCCACUGCAGCCUUCAUCAAAGAGUGGCUUCAGGGAAAUCUGUCCCAGGUAAACCACCCAGCUGCAGUUACGAAUGAAACCUACCAGGAGCGCUUGGCCCGAUUAGAAGGUGACAAGGAAUCUCUCAUGUUACAGGUGAGUGUCCUGACUGACCAGGUAGAAGUCCAGGGGGAGAAGAUCCGGGACUUAGAAGUCUGCCUGGAAGGGCACCAGGUCAAACUCAAUGCUGCUGAAGAGAUGCUUCAACAGGAAUUGUUGAGCCGCACGUCCCUGGAGGCGCAGAAGCUGGAGCUGACAGCGGAGGUUUCUGAGCUGAAGCUUCGACUGGUGGGCAUGGAAAGGGAACAGAAGGAACAGGAGGAGAAGCAGAGGAAAGCCGAGUUAGUAGUGAAUCUGAUCAGUGAUCUACAGGAGCAGAUGUGUAGACUACAGCUGGAAAUCAGUAGCCAAAUUCAAGAGAGAAUGUUGCAGGACAGGGACAACAUGGAUGAAUGUAGCCCUCAGGAGAGCCCCCAGGCCAACAGCCCCGAUGGCUUGCCUGAAUUGCUACAGGAACUCAAGCAUCUCAAAAUUAAAGUGGAAGAGCUGGAGAGUGAGCGAAAUCAGUAUGAAUGGAAGCUAAAGGCAACAAAGGCUGAGAUCGCCCAGUUGCAAGAGCAGUUGGCACUGAAGGAUGCAGAAAUUGAGCGCCUCCACAGCCAGCUCUCCAGGACCGUGGCCUGCGCAGAAAGCACAGAAAGAGAGGGAGUUUGUAAGAGAAGGCUAAAGGAAAAAUAUCAAGAAGUUCAACGUCUAAAAAUAGGAAUGGAGACCUUACUUGUCGCAAAUGAAGAAAAGGACCGCAGGAUAGAGGAGCUCACGCUGUUACUGAGCCAGUACCGAAGAGUCAAGGAGAUCAUGCUGGGAGGUCACGGCUCUUCAGAAAGAAUCCUUUCCAGUGGAGAAGAAGAAAAGGAAGGAUCUUUCAGGAAGUGGAAUAUGGUGAACAAAUCUCCUGGAGAAACAGUGAAACUGGAGAUGUCUCCAAGAUGUAUCUCCCCUAUCUUGGGGGCUCCUCCCCUGCCUCAGAAAAUCCUGGAAACAAGUGGAAGCACCCUGGAUGCCAGCAAUGGUCAGACUUCCCACUGUGAAGAGGAUUCUCUGGAAACGCAGAGCAGGACUCAGGAAAAACUGUCCAGUAGUCUGGAAGACCUGCAAAGUAGCUCUGUGGAAAAGUAUGUAGACGGGAAGCCACUCGUGCCUGUUGUAGGACCUGAGGACACCCUUUUCCUAGGAGAAAACAAAUACCAAACAUUACCAGGGAAACUUCCUGGAACUGCACACAAUGGAGACCCUGGAAUAGCCAUCCCAUCCACUUCUCAGACCUCAGGGAGCAGCCUGCCUAGCCUGAAGCCAUAUUCUAUCCAGGGCAAAUUCUUGGCUUUCUCUAACAAAUCCACACCUGGCCAUCACACAAGCUUGGGAAGGAGCCACAGGGAGAGAUCAUGUGCUCGUGGCCGGAGUGUCAGUGCACCGAUAUUAGGAGAAACUGAGAGCAAUUUGGAUAAUACUGUCACAUCAAAUGACCUUUCACCUACUUCUUCUGGAACUGACUCCGGGCCCCAGUCUCCACUAACUCCAGAAAUGAAACGGAGUCCCAAAGGCAUCAGGAAAUUCUGGGGAAAAAUAAGAAGAACUCAAUCGGGCAAUUUCAACACAGAUGCAAUAGGAAUAGCGGAAUUCCGCCGAGGUGGGCUCCGGGCGACUGCAGGACCGAGGCUGUCCAGGACCAGAGACCCCAAAGCUCAGAAGAGUGAUUCCAACGCUCCUUUUGCCCAGUGGAACACGGAGCAAGUGUGUUCAUGGCUGGAGGACUUUGGUCUGGGUCAGUACGUGAUCUUUGCCAGGCAGUGGGUGAACUCUGGCCACACACUAUUGACGGCUACGCCUCAGGACAUGGAAAAGGAGCUGGGAAUUAAGCAUCCCCUGCACAGAAAAAAAUUGGUUUUGGCCGUGAAGUCAAUUAACACAAAGCAGGAAGAGAAGUCUGCACAAUUAGACCACAUUUGGGUAACCCGGUGGCUUGACGAUAUUGGUUUGCCUCAAUACAAAGACCAGUUCCAUGAAUCCAGGGUUGAUGGGCGGAUGCUUCAAUACCUAACUGUGAACGACCUUCUCUUCUUAAAAGUCACCAGCCAGCUGCAUCAUCUCAGCAUCAAGUGUGCCAUCCAUGUGCUACAUGUCAACAAAUUCAAUCCUCAUUGCCUACACAGGAGACCCGCAGAUGAGAGUAACGUUUCUCCUUCCGAAGUGGUGCAGUGGUCCAACCACCGAGUGAUGGAGUGGCUGAGGUCAGUGGACCUGGCCGAAUACGCACCAAACCUUCGAGGAAGCGGAGUUCACGGUGGCCUCAUAAUCCUGGAGCCCCGCUUCAGCGGGGACACGCUAGCCAUGCUUCUGAACAUUCCUCCUCAGAAGACGCUCCUCCGACGCCAUUUAACCACUAACUUCAAUGUCCUUGUUGGGCCUGUGGCCCAGCAAGAAAAGAGAGACAUAAUGGCAUCCCCAGCCUAUACACCGCUGACCACUACUGCCAAAGUCCGGCCAAAGAAAUUGGGAUUUUCACACUUUGGAAAUAUGAGAAAAAAGAAGUUUGAUGAAUCUACAGACUACAUAUGUCCCAUAGAGCCAAGUGAAAGUGUGAAUGGCAAUCACAAGGCCUAUGGCGGCCACCGAGGCCUCACCCCCAACCCUGGGGAGGAACUGGACAAACUGGAUCAGAUGGAACCCUCGGAAGGUACAGUCCUACAGAUAGGUGUCAUCUCUCAAGGCAUUUACAACCUCACGACUGUGCUGAACCAAGAUGGGUUACUAAAAUGAAACUCAAACUUCUAAUGCCCAUGAACAGAAGACCAGAAAUAUUUAGUUGCCAAAGCCAGGAGCACUACAGCCAAAUGCCUCCGCUGACUGCCAAAGAAAUGUCUGGGGCAAGCUGAAAGUUUUCUCUCCCUGGUACAUAUCACUCAUGGCCAAGCUCAUGGAGCCUAGAGUGAUCAAAUGAUGCCGUUGUUUACUAACAAGUGGUCACUUUUGGAAAAGUGAUACUAAAUGUUUUGUGAUAAAUCAGAUACAAUUUAGAUGCCUGCCUGAACAAGUCAACACAUUUCUGUUGUAUUUGCUGCAGUGUUUGUUAUUGACCAAAACUUUAAUAUAUUUGUAUUUUUGCAACAGGA
Molecule: messenger RNA, 3600 nt
Organism: Dromiciops gliroides (monito del monte)
Lineage: Eukaryota; Metazoa; Chordata; Mammalia; Microbiotheria; Microbiotheriidae
Gene: PPFIBP2
Product: PPFIA binding protein 2
Exons: 31
Coding region: 152-3247 (1031 amino acids)
Biological process (GO): neuromuscular junction development
Cellular component (GO): presynaptic active zone
Molecular function (GO): protein binding
Source: RefSeq, a predicted model, not a curated record